GUGGUUAUACAACACACUGAACUGUUGAAGGUUUCAAUUGUCAAAAUUAAAAAUGUGGUGCCUUGUGGCAUUUAUCGCAUACCUAUGUGGAUUAAGCGCCGGCAUAGAAGAUUUGUCCGAAAUGCUUUGUAGUGAUGUCUCUAAUGGCGCAAUUGUGCCGAAUCCACGCGAUUGUAAUUCAUAUUUCAUUUGUGGAAAUGUACCAAUGAUAAGCUAUUGUGAUCAAGGUCUCCAUUUUGAUGCAGAUAACAAAGUUUGUAAUUGGCCAGAAAGCGCAAAUUGCCAAUUUAAAAAGAUUAAUAUUUCAACGAAUAAACAUACGGAGAGUCAAACCACUACAUCUGACUAUACAAUUUCAAAGGAAUUGAAUUUAUUGAAAACAGAACUUGAUUCGGAUGUCACUGGAUCAGACUAUAUGACGCCAAACGAGUUGAAUUUAUUAAAAACAGAGUUGGAGCCGGAUGAAAGCAUCAAUCUAUAUGCUUUUGAUGUGAAUACGCGAAUGCCAGUAGAUCCCAUGAUAAAUUAUGACCCUCUAAAUGUGGCAUGCAACCACUAUGGAACUUAUUUUUUACCACAUCCUAACGACUGCAGCUCGUAUUAUAUAUGUGCAUUCGGUCAUAUGAUGCAACACAAAUGCGGACGUGGCGCUGGAUGGAACUAUAAACGUCAAGUUUGCGAAGUUCGCCCCUUGACCGAUUGCUAUGCUGGAGGUGCUUACCAAACGAGCUCUGCGCAGUUAAAUACGGAAGUCGAGCUUUCUACAUUAUUUUCCAGUGAACAGUUAUUUAGCAAUACUCCAAUAAGUGAAGUGUGCAAGGCAUGCUUUGGUCUCACAAGUCAACCACCUGGUCCAAGUGUAUCGUCAAAUGUCGAGGCAACACGAUUCAUACUCGCUGAACCCCAACGGCUACCUACAUCACCCACAUUAGGUGCAGUAGAUAUUCCUGAACKCAAUGUACCUAAUUGUCCCAAAAACAGUCAAAUAUAUUUACCACACGCCACAGAUUGCGGCAAAUAUUAUAUAUGCAUUAUCGGUAUGCCAGUUUUGACCUCUUGCCCAGAGGGUUUAUAUUGGAAUCAAACGGCAGAGCUUUGUGAUUUAACAUCGAAUGUAGUGUGUCGUUUACUAGCCACCAUAAAUAUGGCAAAAAUGCUGCUAACUCUUUUCGGUCUAUUGAUCUUGCAUCAGGAUGUAGUUGAAGCCACUUACACAAUGAAUGAAACGUGUGCCUACUAUACUGGUUAUAUUGCCAAUCCAACUAACUGCCAAGGUUGGGGCGCUUGCGAAGAUGGAGUACUGAAAGCUACAGGAAAUUGUAGCGAUGGCUUUUUAUACGAUUCGAAAAAAGGCAUUUGUAAUUACGCAAGUAAAGUACAAUGCGGUACUUCCGCACAGAAUAUUUGUGAGCAUUCGGACGAUAAUACUUUAGUCGCUCAACCAAGCGAUUGUACGCAAUACUGCUAUUGCAAAAACAAAACCAUAAUGGGAUGUACGGAAUGUCCUAACAACCAGCUUUUCAAUCCGACUUUAGGCACAUGYGUUAACACAUAUACUUGCCCAGCGGAUUCCAUUUGUCGUUUAAUUCCAAAUAACGAGUUUGCUGGAGCCGAAACGUGUGGCAAUUACUUAAGAUGUCUAGAUGGUUCGGGUACUGAAGGUACAUGUAAAAACGGCUUUUUUAAUGCCUUAACUGGAAAAUGUCAAAGCACUAAUCCGUGCUCUACUGUUAGUACAAAUACACUUCCACCUGAUACAAGCAUAUGCUCGGGAUAUAGAGAAACAUCUGCACCCCAGUAUUUCGCGGAUGAUUCAACAUGUUAUGGCUACUAUACUUGUGAUAGUACAACCGGAACGGCACCGCUUGCUAUUUUGCUCUGCUUCAUUUUCUCAUCGAUCUACGCUGAACAAAGCGAACCAACCGUUGAGGAGAUCUGCAAGCAAGUUGCCCCGGGUACCACUAUUUUAUACCCUAACAUAUGUGAUAAAUGGGUUCGCUGUCCGUCGUCGUUUGGUGCUGAAGAUUACGAAGAAGGUUCAUGUGUUUUCGGCUUAUAUUUCAAUAAGGACACUGGUCGUUGUGAAAGCAUUGAAGAUGUUGUCUGUCCUUAUGCAUCUGCUGAAWCCAGCAAUCGUUGCGCUACCAAAGAGGAUGGUACCUUCUUGGAGGAUCCAGAUAACUGCAGUGGUUACGUUUUUUGCAACAAUGGAAAAGAAAUGCAAUCCACUUGUCCUUAUGGUUUAAUAUUCAAUCCAGAACAGUCAGCCUGUGUAUAUUCAAAGGAUUACAAUUGUGUAGUAAAAGAAGUUGUAGCCAACGUCAAUCCCAUUUGUAAAGCUGUACCAAAAGGCAUCUUACUUGCGAAUACCAAUGACUGUACUAAAUAUUACAAAUGUGACGAAGAAGAUCAACUGGACUCUUUAGAGUGUACCGAAGGCGAAGCAUACAACUAUUCUACCCUGAAGUGUGUACCCCGAAACGAAGUGGUCUGCCACCCUUUAGCGCCAGAACUUGAACCAGAGCUUGAUGUUUGCGGCAGCGACAAUAAUACCUUAGUUGGCUACAUUGCCGAUAAAGAAUCUUGCAGUGCAUAUUAUAUAUGUGUCCAGAGAGAAGAUGGAAAACCUGACCGCCAGCCUAUACAUCUUAAAUGUCAAACAGGCUACUUCUUUGAUAGCAAUACAUGGUCCUGUCGCAAUCGUGUGAAUGUUAAGUGCUACUUGGACCGUUGUGAAGGAAUGGGUAACAAAUACGUCAAUGUUAUCGACGAUUGUGCGUCCUAUGCACAUUGUAAAAAUGGCGUUACAGUGAAUAAUGAAACAACUUUUACCUUAUUGGCCGCGGUUGCCAUUACUGCAGUGAAAUCUGAAAUGGAAGCGUUAACGGUUGAGGACAUUUGUAAACAGAUGCCACCAAACAUCUUUAUUUUGCGUCCAAAUUCUUGCGACAAUUGGGUUCAGUGUCCAUCCACACUUAGUGGUCAAGACUAUGAUGAAGGUUACUGUGCGUUUGGCUUAUAUUUUAACAAAGAUCUGAGUCGUUGUGAAGCGUCAGAAGACGUAAUAUGUCCCUUCGAGAAUACCGGAAACAAUGAUGUUAACCAGUGUGCUUCAAUGAAAGAUGGCACUUUCUUGGCAGAUCCCAAAAAUUGCAACAGUUACAUCUACUGUAUGGAUGGUCAGGAAGCCUAUUCAAAUUGUCCCAAAGAUUUAGUAUUCCAUCCCAAAAAAGGUUCUUGUGUGUAUUCAAAUGAAUAUCAAUGCCCUAAACAAGUUGAAAACUUAACUGCAAGCCCAAUUUGUAAUUCGAUACCUGGUGAAACAGUAUUCGCCGACAUCACCGAUUGUACAAAAUAUCAGCAAUGUGCGCAAGACGGCAAACUAAGUUCUUUGCAGUGUGCAGAAGGUCAAGCAUUUAAUUAUACGACAUUGAAGUGCGUAGCUCGCAAGGAGGCAGUUUGCCAUCCUUUAGCACCUGAACUCGAAACUGAAAUCGAAAUUUGCGGCACGGAGGGCCUUGUACGAGAGGGCUAUAUUGCCGACGAUCAAUCAUGUAGCGCAUAUUAUAUAUGUGCCAAGCAGAAGGAUGGAAAACCUGAUCGCAAACCUAUGCAUUUAAAGUGUCAAGAAGGAUACUUUUUUGAUAGCGCAACUUGGUCAUGUCGUGACCGUCUGAAUGUCAAAUGCGCUUUAGACCGUUGCGAGGGAAUGGAUAACAAAUAUGUCAAUGUGGCUGGGGACUGUAGCGCAUAUGCUCGCUGUAAAAAUGGCGUAACCAUCGCCAGUGAACAAAGCUUAGAUGAUUCGGCUUUUGACUGUGGCUCCCUUAUCAUAUUAUUUGAUAAAGACUUAUCAAGUUACUUAAUAUUAAAACGAUAUCCGAAAAUGCUUACUGGUUCUCCUAUUCACUAUGCGUUGGGAAUUAUACUGCUCUGCAGUUCCAUGACCAACGCCGCCGUAGAUAUGGACAACAUCUGUUUACUGCUGAAGAAUGGUGCCCUGAUUGCCAGUGGCGAUUCUUGUUCACAGUAUUAUUCUUGCUCCAAUGGAAACGCUACCGCUCAAAGCUGUGCCGCUGGCACCUAUUUCGAUAAGAAUUCACAAAGUUGCGUUGGUGUAGCUCCCUCGUAUUGUACCUCAUCUUCUUCGUCUCCCUGUAGCGGACAUGCCGUAGGAUCUUUUGUUGCUAAGCCUGAUUCUUGUGAAGACUAUUAUUACUGCUCAAGCACAGGCGCAGAAGUCGGUAAUUGCCCUAACGGUCUAUAUUUUGACGAGGAGAACCAAACUUGUAACUACCCUUCCGAGGUAAACUGCCAGACAACUAGUACUGAGAAUACUGAUGCAGACACACCGAUCAAUUUGUGUUCGUAUGUACAAGUAGGAGUUUAUUUUGGUAAUGCUUUUAAUUGUUCAGGAUGGUUAAAAUGUACUAGCGACACCAAGUUCGAAUAUGGAAUUUGUAAAAAUAAUUUGCUUUACAAUACAGCGAAACAGAUGUGCGAUUAUGCUUCAAACGUUGAUUGCUCACAGGUAACUAACGACCCGGAGUUAGAUGUGACAGCAAAUGGUGGUGGUGGUGCAUGCACAACCAAAGGAACCAAAAAAAAGGCUGUCGCAUGCAAUCAAUAUUACGAAUGCGAUGGUACAAAAUACCAACUGACGAAGUGCGCUGGCAGCUUAUACUACGAUACAGAUACUGAAACUUGUGUAAACCGUGUUGAUGCUUAUAAUGAUUGUGAUCGUUGCUUAGGAACCACUGGCACAUUUGCAAAUGCAUUCGGUACCGAUUGUCAUAAUUACUUGUACUGUUCAAAUGGUGUCGAAAAGGACUCAGAGCCAUGCCCAAACAGCGGUUACUUCAAUGAAAAGAUGGGCGGUUGCGUAUCAGUAAGCCCAGAUUUUAAAUGCUGUGCAAAUGCUACCGAAACUGAUACCGCUACCACUGUAGCAAAAUAAAUCGCAAAACUACCUUAUAUUGAGAAAUGCAAUCUAUUAUUAGUAAGGAAGAGCCUUCGAUCUUAAAACCUCUAGCAUAAAUUGAAUGGAAAAAUACAAUCGAUAUAUGUAUCUGGAUAGAAUAAACUAAACAAACAAAAUAAAAAUAACAAUCAAAUACACAUUGUAA
Messenger RNA from Bactrocera latifrons, 5126 nucleotides. RefSeq lists its product as uncharacterized. The coding region runs from base 53 to 4957 and encodes 1634 amino acids. The record is from RefSeq and is a predicted model, not a curated record. Gene Ontology annotation, cellular component: extracellular region; membrane. NCBI's taxonomy places the organism in Eukaryota, Metazoa, Arthropoda, Insecta, Diptera, Tephritidae. The transcript has 11 exons. Gene Ontology annotation, molecular function: chitin binding.